Melozone crissalis (California towhee) is the source of this 1782-nucleotide messenger RNA. RefSeq names its product fatty acid amide hydrolase 2 (gene FAAH2). The transcript is spliced from 11 exons. The record is from RefSeq and is a predicted model, not a curated record. Bases 1 to 1602 code for a protein of 533 amino acids. Lineage: Eukaryota; Metazoa; Chordata; Aves; Passeriformes; Passerellidae.
AUGGCGCUGUCGCGCGCGGAGCGCUGUCUCGCGUUGCUGCUGUGGCUUCUGUCGCGCGCCUGCCUCGCGCUGCUCGCGCUGCUGCCGCCGCCGCGCGCCGGCCCCGCGCGCGCCGCUCCGCGCGCCGUCCCGCCGCCGCGGCGCGCGCUCCUGCUGCUGCCCGCGCGGCGCCUCGCGGAGCUGCUCCGCGCGCGGCAGGUGGCGUGCGUGGAGGUGGUGGAGGCGUACGUGGAGAGGAUCAAGGAGGUGAAUCCCCUCAUCAAUGCCGUGGUUAAGGACAGGUUCGAGGAGGCCCUGCAGGAAGCCCGGCAGGUCGAUAAGCUGCUUGCGGAGGGUCCUGGCGAUGACUGCCUGGAGGAGAAGUUCCCCUUGUUGGGAGUUCCCAUCACCGUUAAGGAGGCCUUUUCUCUUUAUGGGAUGCCCAACACCUCUGGCUUGGUCAACCGCCGCAAUGUGAUCGCCACCUCGGAUGCCACUGUGGUGUCACGGCUGAAGCAGGCAGGUGCCAUCCCGCUGGGUGUCACCAACUGCAGCGAGCUCUGCAUGUGGUACGAGUCCAGCAACAGGGUCUACGGGCGGACCAACAACCCCUACGACCUGCAGAGGAUUGUGGGCGGCAGCUCAGGUGGGGAGGGCAGUGUCCUGGCAGCUGCCGGCUCAGUCGUAGGUGUGGGCUCUGACAUCGGUGGCAGCAUCCGAAUGCCCGCCUUCUUCAAUGGAGUCUUUGGCCAUAAACCCACAACAGGGGUGGUGCCCAACGACGGCCAGUUCCCCAACGCUCAGGGGGUACGCACCAGCUACCUGUGCACGGGGCCCAUGUGCCGCUACGCAGAGGACCUGGAGCCUGUGCUGAGAGUCAUGGCCGGCCCUGGGGUCAGCAAGCUGAAACUGAAUGAGAAAGUGUCGCUGGAGAAAAUCAAAUUCCACUGCAUGGAUCAUGAUGGCGGGUCCAUUUUUGUAUCACCUGUGGACAAGGAGAUCUUGCAGGCCCAAAAGAAGGUGGUGGAGCACCUUGAAAGUGACCUUGGGGUCCGGGUUCAGCAUGUGGCAAUCCACAAGAUGAAGUAUUCUUUCCAGAUCUGGUCAGCCAUGAUGUCAUCCAAGGACAGUGAGGGACAGGAGGCACAAAGAUUCACAGACCUGCUGGGGGACCAUGGGAAGCCAGUGUGGCCGCUGUGGGAGCUGAUGAAGUGGCUCGUGGGGAUGUCUUCUCACACUCUCCCGGCUAUCGCCCUGGGACUGACAGAGAAGCUGGUGAACCUCAACCUCAGUGGGAAGGCCAAGCUGGUGAGCAUGGGGAAGAGCUUACAGGAGGAGAUGGAGGCACUGCUGGGGCCAGAUGGGGUGCUCCUCUACCCCUCACACCCCACCAUCGCCCCCAAGCACCACUCCCCCAUCUGCAUGCCCUUCAAUUUUGCUUACACAGCCAUCUUCAACGUCCUGGGCCUGCCGGUGACGCAGUGCCCGCUGGGGCUGGGCCGCGAGGGGCUGCCGCUGGGCAUCCAGCUGGUGGCGGCCUCCUACAACGACCACUUGACGCUGGCGGUGGCCCGGUACCUGGAGAAAGCCUUUGGAGGAUGGGUUUUGCCAGGGGAAGGUUAACCUUGGGCGACAGGGACAGAGGCAGUGACAAGUGCUGAUGCUUGAUCCCAUCAUGGCACUGCCUGCUCCCUCUGCAUCCCCCUGCACCCUGCUGGGAGUGGCUGGUGGUGUCUCCAGCGCAGGAACAGCUGGACCACUGCCACCGAGUCCUCAUCCCUGUGGCACCCUCUGUCAGGGAGA